UUUUUCUGUCUUUGUCAACAGCUCUACUUUUUUGGUGUCGAUGAUGGAACCUCCGAAUUCAGACAGUUUAUGUGAUCGCUUUGUGACUGGGAAUUUAGACCUUGAUAACUGGAUUUGGAUUAUUGAGUACUUUGCGAAAUUCAAAACUGAGCUUUGGAUGUUAAAUGAUGUGUUUGAAAUGGCUCCUAAGCUUCCAGAUUAUUUGGGUGAAUAUACCAAUGAGAUGGUAGCUUUCAGAUGCUUAGCUUCUUUGUUUGAUUCUGAUCUUGUUUCUGAAGCUGACUCAAAGAUCGAGUUUGACUCGUCCGAGAGCUGUGAAUAUGUACUCCAAUGUAUCUUGGAUGAGAUACCUUUAUCGGAACUGAAACCGGGUGCACCGGGACUAUCGAAGUGGAAUCUUCAACCCUUUAUCAAAAGCAAACUUCUUUGUCUACCAAAAUGUGUUUUGGAACUGAUGAUUGAACCAUCUUCCUGUGAGAAUGAUACUGAAGUAUCUCCUUGUGAUGUCGAAGAGACUGAUCGAGUUGCUCCUCCAAUGGGGAGAACAGAAGACGGACAUUCAUUAUGUCGCGGCCUUGGAGAUGGGGCUGAUGAGAUUAGUAGAUCCCAUGAGUUGUUCGAAAGAAGAAACGAGGGAUAUCGAUAUGAAAGCGAUGGUCAUUUGUCAAGUCCUGCAGAGAAAAUAUACCGAUGUGUUAAAUGCAAAGAAAGUAGGAAGCUGUUGUUUUGCUCUAGUGAUGGCUGCGAAGUUAUGGUUCAUCAGAAAUGUUUGGAUUCACCACCUUCUUACGAUGAUGCUGGAAAUUUUUACUGCUCUCUCUGUGCUUCAGCUGAAUAUGUUCAGUCUCAAGAUGAAGUGGCUAAAGCAAAGAAGAAACUAGUUUCGUUUCUUAGACUAAUGUCAGAGGUUAACAAGAAGAAAUCUAUUAAGGGAACCUGAACACUUUGUAGGAUAUAAAGCCUUGUUCAUAUAUUCUACGAUUGUCAAUAAAGGAAAAUUACAUUU
This is a messenger RNA of Arabidopsis arenosa, 1006 nucleotides long. NCBI's taxonomy places the organism in Eukaryota, Viridiplantae, Streptophyta, Magnoliopsida, Brassicales, Brassicaceae. The record is from the annotation of a GenBank genome assembly.